Molecule: messenger RNA, 561 nt
Organism: Emiliania huxleyi CCMP1516
Lineage: Eukaryota; Haptophyta; Isochrysidales; Noelaerhabdaceae
Exons: 2
Coding region: 1-561 (186 amino acids)
Source: RefSeq, a predicted model, not a curated record
AUGUCGAUACGUCGCAGUGCCGAGCGGCUGUGGCUGAGCGCCGCGCAGGCGAGUGGAAUACUCGAGAUCGAGGCUUCGAAGAAGGCGGUUGCGGCGCUCGAGACAGCCCUCGAGGCGGCAACGAACCGGCGCGCAGCUGCUUUGGCCUCGCACGACGAGGUCGUAUCGCAGCACGCGUCGACGCAGCAGCAGCUCACGUCCUUGAUGCAGCGGCGAGAGUCCUGGGACAGCGUAGACGUGACACGCUUCACUGAGCUGACGGCGAAGGAGCACGCACUCAAGGGAGGCAUAUCGGCUGCGCUGCACGAGCGUUCAGAGGCUGAGGUUGAGGCUGAGCGUGCGCAGCGCUCAUACCUCCGUGCGAUGCAGGAUAAGUACGCCGCCGAGAUCCUGCUCGGCGAGAAGAACAAGCUGCUCAGCACGGGCGUGUGGCUCGCUCUACUCGCCUGCAACACCACCAUUUUCGGAGGCGGCAACGAGUGCGGCGGUCGCGGCGGUGGCGGCGGAGCGCGAGCGGCUGUUCCGGCAGGGGUUCCGAGCCGCCUCGGUCCGGCCAGAUGA